Penaeus chinensis is the source of this 980-nucleotide messenger RNA. RefSeq lists its product as uncharacterized. The coding region runs from base 1 to 933 and encodes 310 amino acids. The transcript has 4 exons. The record is from RefSeq and is a predicted model, not a curated record. Lineage: Eukaryota; Metazoa; Arthropoda; Malacostraca; Decapoda; Penaeidae.
AUGCAACACAAAUUAAUUACAAAUGCUGCUCUGGAUGUGUUGCUAUCACUGUUCUUCUCAAAACUACCUGAAUCCCUGAGGCUCAUUCAUUGCUUCCGAGGAGCCGGGUCGAGACAGCGGAGGCGAUGGUGUCCAAGACAAUUAUAUUUGGGCUGGCUGUUGCCUGCAUUUUGGCGGCCACGCUCGCUAACCCGACACCCGGUGGAUACGGUAAAGGUCACGGAGGUGGAUAUGGCCACGGCGGAGGUGGAUACGGAAAAGGACACGGAGGAGGUGGAUACGGACACGGAGGAGGUGGAUAUGGCCACGGCGGAGGUGGAUACGGUAAAGGACACGGAGGUGGAUACGGACACGGCGGAGGUGGAUACGGAAAAGGACACGGAGGAGGUGGAUACGGACACGGAGGAGGUGGAUAUGGCCACGGCGGAGGUGGAUACGGACACGGCGGAGGUGGAUACGGAAAAGGACACGGAGGAGGUGGAUACGGAAAAGGACACGGAGGAGGUGGAUAUGGUCACGGCGGAGGUGGCUAUGGCAAAGGCCAUGGAGGUGGAUACGGCCACGGUGGAGGUGGAUACGGACACGGAGGAGGUGGAUAUGGCCACGGUGGAGGUGGGUAUGGCCACGGAGGAGGCGGUUAUGGUCAUGGAGGCGGUGGAUACGGAAAAGGACACGGAGGAGGUGGAUACGGACACGGCGGAGGUGGAUAUGGCCACGGUGGAGGUGGAUAUGGCCAUGGUGGAGGUGGAUAUGGCCACGGAGGAGGCGGUUAUGGCCAUGGAGGCGGUGGAUACGGCAAAGGCCAUGGGGGUGGCUACGGGUAUGGCCAUUAAGGUCAAAGUGAAAAAGUGUUGCGUCGAAAUGAGUUCGUUGAUACCUGUAAAUACACAUGAAAUAUAUAAAUCCGAAAUCUACUAUAUACUCUUAUUCUGAUUCCUUUAAUCUUAUGAUAUAUAUAUAAUACCUGUAUUUUGCCAUUU